Lepisosteus oculatus (spotted gar) is the source of this 3346-nucleotide messenger RNA. RefSeq names its product eph receptor B2b (gene ephb2b). Gene Ontology annotation, molecular function: protein binding; ATP binding; transmembrane-ephrin receptor activity. Gene Ontology annotation, cellular component: plasma membrane; dendrite. NCBI's taxonomy places the organism in Eukaryota, Metazoa, Chordata, Actinopteri, Semionotiformes, Lepisosteidae. The record is from RefSeq and is a predicted model, not a curated record. Gene Ontology annotation, biological process: axon guidance; ephrin receptor signaling pathway; protein phosphorylation.
UUGCGCGUCUCUUGGUUUCUACUGUCAAUGGCUUUCCGGACCUAUUUUUAUUGAAUGCCUGGACUUUUUAUAUUUUUACACUGAGAAACCCCUCGCAGUAAUGGAUAUCUUAUUGGUUUUGUGGAUAGUACCCACAGUAUGGGCUGUAGAAGAAAUGCUAAUGGAUUCAACAACUGCAACAGCAGAGUUGGGCUGGACAGUCUAUCCAUCAACAGGGUGGGAGGAGGUCAGUGGCUAUGAUGAGAACAUGAACACCAUCCGCACCUACCAGGUGUGCAACGUCUUCGAGACUAACCAGAACAACUGGGUGCGCACCAAGUACAUUAGGCGGCGGGGCGCCCAGCGCAUCCACGUCGAGAUGAAGUUCUCGGUGCGUGACUGCAGCAGCAUCCCCAAUGUGCCGGGCUCCUGCAAAGAGACUUUCAACCUCUACUACUAUGAGUCCGACACGGACUCGGUCAGCAAGUCGUCACCUGCCUGGAUGGAGAACCCGUGGAUCAAGGUGGACACUAUUGCGGCAGAUGAGAGCUUCUCCCAGGUGGAUCUGGGGGGCCGAGUGAUGAAGAUCAAUACGGAGGUGAGGAGUUUUGGGCCCGUCUCGCGCAAUGGCUUCUACCUGGCCUUCCAGGACUAUGGGGGCUGUAUGUCUCUGAUCGCCGUCAAGGUCUUCUACCGCAAAUGUCCCCGGGUCAUCCAGAACGGGGCCAUCUUCCAAGAGACUCUUUCUGGUGCCGAGAGCACCUCCCUGGUGACAGCGCGGGGGACCUGUGUGCCCAACGCAGAGGAAGUGGAUGUUCCCAUCAAGCUCUACUGCAAUGGUGAUGGCGAGUGGAUGGUGCCCAUCGGGAAGUGCAUGUGCAAGGCUGGGCAUGAGGCUGUGGAGAACGGCACAGUGUGCAAAGCUUGUCCGUCAGGUUCCUUCAAGCCGGCCCAGGGAGAUGACUCCUGCAUGCAGUGUCCUAUCAAUAGCCGCACCACAUCUGAAGGAGCCGUCAGCUGUGUCUGUCGCAGUGGCCACUACCGUACCGAAACGGAUCCCUUGGAAAUGCCCUGCACAACCAUUCCUUCGGCGCCGCAGAACGUCAUCUCCAGCGUGAACGAGACCUCUCUGAUGCUGGAGUGGAGUCCCCCGCGGGAGGCCGGGGGCCGCGAGGACGUGGUCUACAACAUCAUCUGCAAGAGCUGCGGGGCAGGCCGGGGGGCUUGCACCCGCUGCGGCGACAACGUGCAGUUCGUGCCCCGGCAGCUGGGCCUCACCGAGCCGCGCGUCUACAUCAGCGACCUCCUGGCCCACACCCAGUACACUUUCGAGAUCCAGGCUGUGAACGGCGUGUCCGACCAGAGCCCGUACUCUCCACAGUUCUCCGCGGUCAACAUCACCACCAACCAGGCCGCUCCAUCUGCGGUGUCCAUCAUGCACCAGGUCAGUCGGACAGUGGAUAGCAUCACGCUGUCAUGGUCGCAACCGGACCAGCCCAAUGGGGUCAUUCUGGACUAUGAACUUCAGUACUAUGAAAAGGACCAGAGUGAGUAUAACUCCUCGACAGUGAGAAGUCAGACGAACACAGCAGUCAUCCGUGGGCUCAAACCGGGGACGAUCUACGUAUUCCAAGUACGGGCACGGACAGUGGCAGGCUUUGGACGGUACAGUGGCAAGAUGUACUUCCAGACCAUGACUGAAGAGGAGUACAAGACAAGCCUUCAAGAGAAGCUGCCCCUCAUCAUCGGUUCGGCUGCAGCCGGACUGGUCUUCCUUAUCGCCGUUGUAGUCAUCAUCAUUGUCUGCAAUCGGAGGGGCUUUGAAAGGGCAGAUUCUGAGUAUACGGACAAACUGCAGCACUACACCAGUGGCCACAUGACUCCAGGAAUGAAGAUCUAUAUCGAUCCGUUUACAUAUGAGGAUCCCAAUGAGGCAGUGAGGGAGUUUGCCAAGGAAAUUGACAUCUCCUGUGUGAAGAUUGAGCAGGUGAUCGGAGCAGGUGAGUUCGGAGAGGUGUGCAGUGGGAACCUCAAACUCCCGGGCAAGCGGGAGAUCUUAGUGGCCAUCAAGACCCUCAAAUCCGGAUACACAGAGAAACAGCGACGGGAUUUCCUAAGUGAGGCCAGCAUCAUGGGCCAAUUCGACCAUCCCAAUGUCAUCCACCUGGAGGGGGUGGUGACCAAGAGCAGCCCAGUGAUGAUCAUCACUGAGUUCAUGGAGAACGGCUCCCUGGACUCCUUCCUGCGGCAAAAUGAUGGCCAGUUCACAGUGAUCCAGCUGGUUGGAAUGCUACGUGGCAUCGCGGCUGGGAUGAAGUAUCUCUCUGACAUGAACUAUGUGCACCGAGACCUUGCUGCCCGUAACAUCCUGGUCAACAGCAACCUGGUGUGCAAGGUGUCCGACUUUGGGCUGUCCCGCUUCCUGGAGGAUGAUACUUCAGACCCGACCUAUACCAGCGCCCUGGGAGGGAAGAUCCCCAUCCGAUGGACAGCUCCUGAAGCGAUCCAGUACAGGAAGUUCACAUCCGCAAGCGACGUCUGGAGCUAUGGCAUAGUCAUGUGGGAGGUGAUGUCCUACGGAGAGCGACCUUACUGGGACAUGACCAACCAGGAUGUCAUCAAUGCCAUUGAGCAGGACUACCGGUUGCCACCCCCCAUGGACUGUCCCAGCGCCCUGCACCAACUCAUGCUGGACUGCUGGCAGAAGGACCGCAACAACCGGCCCAAGUUCGGACAGAUUGUCAACACACUGGACAAGAUGAUCCGGAAUCCCAACAGCCUGAAGGCCAUGACCCCUCUGUCGUCAGGUGUUCAUCUCCCCUUGCUGGACCGCAGUGUCCCUGACUUCUCCAGUUUCAACACUGUGGAUGAGUGGCUAGAUGCUAUCAAAAUGGGCCAGUACAAAGAAAACUUUGCCAAUGCUGAAUUCACAAGCUUUGAUGUGGUCUCCCAGAUGACUAUGGAUGAUAUUCUGCGAGUGGGCGUGACGCUAGCAGGCCACCAGAAGAAGAUUCUCAAUAGUGUGCAGAUGAUGCGAGCCCAGAUGAACCAAAUCCAGUCUGUGGAAGUUUGACCUUAAGAACAGGGGGAGCCGGACCCUGAGCCUGGUCUUCCUGUGACACUGUCUUUCAAACGUCCCCCUGUCCUCCAACCCCUUCCCCAUCCUCUCCUUCUUCCCUUUCCUCAAGCCUUUGUUCUGCCCUAAAAGAAGACUUUGCCCAGCCCGAUCUCCUUGACAACCAGCACAGAACACUAGGAAGACAGUAGGCCGACUGUCAAAGCCAAGUCUUUCACGGUGAACUUAAGCAGAUCGAGUCAUUAGUUUUUAUUUCUCUUUUUUUGGGUUUUGUUUUGUUUGUUUCUUUGU